ACAUUAUUAACUGUCACCUCUAUUCUCUCCUUUUAUUCGAACAUCUCAAACACGCUUUGAAUUUAAUUUUGGAUAAUUUGAAUUUCAUUCCGGACAGUAUUUACGGAAGACUCAAUAAAACUCGGCUUCAUUGGUUACAAAAACUAAACAGGCAGGCUGUUGAUUUCUGUCUUUAUUACAAUUCCAUACAUAUACAGCUUAUCAUAUGGCAGAUACAAUUAAGAAAGUCCAGGAAUAUAAGGAUGAACUGAUUAAAAAGGCGGAAGUGCUCAUUACCCGAGGAUUUCCCGAAAAAAUUGUUGAACUGAAUGAAAUUUUGGAAACAAAAAUGUUUGCUGAUCGAAAUUUUCAUGAUGUGUACCAGCAGGUGAACAUUCCAAUUCCAGAUGCAAUUGUCUUGAACCAUGUCGAUGAAACAGAAGACGGACCUCCGACCAAACGAACUCGUUUAUCAGAAACUGCUCUCACAUCUGGCACCAGAGUACUCGCUCUACCAUCUGGUACGGUCCAUUGCAAUGCACCGAUCUGUGAAUUAAUCAAAGUGGUGAAGCCAGUGAUUCGGAAAUUGGUGGAAGACUCAAAUCUUUUAAAGAUGUGGAUAUCGUUCAUGAUCCCAAAGAUUGAAGACGGCAACAAUUUCGGUGUAUCGAUCCAGGAAGACACGUUAGCUGAAAUCCAAUCAGUGGAGACGGAAGCAGCUGCAUUUUUUGAUCAAAUAUCGAGAUAUUUCAUAUCGCGAGCAAAAGUCGUGUCGAAAGUAGCGAAAUAUCCACAUAUUGAGGAUUAUCGACGAGCUGUUCAGGAGCUCGACGAAAAAGAAUUUUUAAGUCUCUGGUUGGUGAUGUGUGAAGUACGCAAUCGUUAUUCUUCGCUGCAUGACAUUGUCAUUAAAAAUUUGGAAAAGUUGAAGAAACCAAGAUCAUCAAAUGCCGAAAGUCUCUACUGAGGACUUUUCAUUUUUCAGUUCAGUCUCAUUACAAUUUUUAAUAUAUAAUUUUAGAGAACUAAUGUUAAUAACAACAUCAACGCCUUUAUUGUCAUUGUAAGAGAGUAAAGACAUUUUAAUUUGUUCUUGAUUAAAUUCUGAGAAAAAACAAACAGUUAUAACGAAAAACUUGAUUUGUGGUCGAUUACAA
This is a messenger RNA of Bradysia coprophila, 1136 nucleotides long. RefSeq names its product proteasome regulator gamma (gene REG). The record is from RefSeq and is a predicted model, not a curated record. Lineage: Eukaryota; Metazoa; Arthropoda; Insecta; Diptera; Sciaridae. Gene Ontology annotation, cellular component: cytoplasm; proteasome activator complex; nucleoplasm. Gene Ontology annotation, molecular function: endopeptidase activator activity. Gene Ontology annotation, biological process: positive regulation of endopeptidase activity; regulation of proteasomal protein catabolic process; regulation of G1/S transition of mitotic cell cycle.